CUCAUAGGGACAAGGGGCCGCGGUGCAAUGUCUUCUGUCGAGGCGCUGCAGAAGGAGGGCAAUGCCCGCUUUGCCGCCGGCGACUUCCAGGGCGCGCUCGGCAGCUACGCUGCCGCGCUCUCCGCGGCCCCGGCGGACGCCAGCGAGAUUAAGGCGACGCUGCGCGCGAACAGGUCGAUCUGCUGCCUGAAGCUGGGAAACCCAGAGCUGGCGCUCGCCGAAGCGGAGCAGAGCAAGGAGCUCCGCCCCGACUGGCCCAAGGCCCACUUCCGCGCCGCCGCGGCCCUGGAGGCCCUGGCCCGCGCGGGCGACGCGCGGCUGGCCCUGUGCGAGGCGGCGCGGAUCUCGCCGCAGGACACCGAUGUGGCCAAGGCCCUGCAGCGGAUCCGCGGCAAGAUCUUCAGGGGUCCGGCGUUGCGGGUGGGUGUCGCGCUGGACACCCUGGAGGA
Prorocentrum cordatum is the source of this 449-nucleotide messenger RNA. NCBI's taxonomy places the organism in Eukaryota, Dinophyceae, Prorocentrales, Prorocentraceae. The record is from the annotation of a GenBank genome assembly.